UAAAUGUCAUAAGGGUGGAUUUGAGAAAUCGGUCCCACCGGUUGAGAAAACAAACUCGUGUUUCUUUCAACUCAAUUUGGUGCGUUUUUGGAACACCAGACAUGGAAGAGUUGAACGAGUCCAAGUCCUCACCCGCUUCUGCGUUCGAGAAGGACGCAUUUGAGCUGACAGUGGAAGAUGUUUAUGACAUUUCAUACGUCAUUGGCAGAGAUUUGUUGAAAAUAAUUAGUACAGGUGAGGAAGUCUCAGAUUUGCAAUUCAAAAUUGUGCGUGUUUUGGAGAUGUUUGAAACGUUAGUGAAUAAGCACAACCUAUCGCUGGAGGAGUUGAAAAUGGAACGAGACAACUUGAAAAGUGAACUGGAUAGAAUCGUGAGAGAAAGUUCUGUCGGUCAGGAAGAGCAAACACUAGGACCAAACAAACUGGUGGUAGACAUGAAAGAUCCCAACAGACCACGCUUCACAAUGCAGGAGCUGAAGGAGGUGCUUCAGGAGAGGAACCAGCUCAAGGCACAGCUAUUGGUGGCCCAGGAAGAGUUGCAGCUCUUCAAGAGUGGGAUGCACUCACAGGGCAAGCAUGCCAUGGUAAAGGCUGACCUGGAAUUUCCAUCCCCUUCGGUUCCUAACACAACAGAUGAGACUAAAGAAGAGGAACCAAAAGAGGAAAAUACCAUCAGAAAGCUGUUUUCAUUCAGGCGGAAAUGAGGACAAACGGUGUGAGAAGGACCUAAAGCAAUAACAAACGAUAAACCAAACAUUUUUAUGCA
Molecule: messenger RNA, 766 nt
Organism: Oncorhynchus masou masou (cherry salmon)
Lineage: Eukaryota; Metazoa; Chordata; Actinopteri; Salmoniformes; Salmonidae
Product: RILP-like protein 2
Exons: 4
Coding region: 102-704 (200 amino acids)
Molecular function (GO): protein dimerization activity
Source: RefSeq, a predicted model, not a curated record